Aspergillus udagawae is the source of this 1041-nucleotide messenger RNA. RefSeq lists its product as uncharacterized. The transcript has 4 exons. The record is from RefSeq and is a predicted model, not a curated record. NCBI's taxonomy places the organism in Eukaryota, Fungi, Ascomycota, Eurotiomycetes, Eurotiales, Aspergillaceae. The coding region runs from base 1 to 1041 and encodes 346 amino acids.
AUGUUCCUCCUCCUGAUUUUUCUUUCCUUGGUCCUCGCCCACCUGCCCCUCGUCUCGUUCUAUAACAUCACCAUCCCUCAAGCCCCAUCCCCCGACCUCAGCACCGCCACCUUCACCACCCCCUCCAACCUCCUAUCAAUCCUCUCCGAACCCAAGGUCCGCCCCAUCAACACCACCGUCUUCGACUGGUGGUACUUUGACGCCGUCUCCUCUUCGACUCCGAAUCACACCUACGGCGUUUCCAUUCCUCCGCCCAGCAAUGCCUCCUCCUCCUCCGUCCUCCUCGCCUACCUCUGGAUCUCCUUCGCCAACGGGACGAGCUACGCUGCGUUCGCGGAUGCAUCCCUCGCGACGGUCGAUGCAGCCGGGGUUGUGAUUCGGGGAGUAUGGCACUGGAGUGGGUUUUCCUGGACUGGAUCCGAGGAGGGGAAGUAUGAGAUUGUUAUUGAUGGAGCAGGGGUAGCGAACCCGCAUACACCCUGCGGCGACGACCGGCUGCGUCUGGGUGGUGGGAGAACGGUUGGGAUCGGGUGGGCCAGUCUCCUCCCUGAUGCGCAGGCGAGUGUCGAUGUUUUGGUGAAGGGAGAGAGAGUGCAGUUUACCGGGUUUGGGUAUCAUGAUAAGAACUGGUCGGAUGGACCGUUUGAGGCGGCGGUGCGGACGUGGUACUGGGGUCGCGGCCGGGUGGGCCCGUACUCUGUUGUUUGGUUUGAGAUGCUUCCUCUUGGGGAGAAAGACGUCGUGGUGAGUGGGUAUGUGGCUAUUGGACGGGAGGUUGUGGUGUCUAGUUGUGAGGAGGGGGUCGUGUCGGUACGGCCGACGCGGAAUGGGAUGGCGGAGAAGUACCCCCCGGUGCUUGGCGAUGUACCGGAUGGGUUCCGGGUGGUUUAUAGCAUGGGACUGGAGGUGAAUGUCACACUUGGGCCGAUGGUCGCUGGGGAUGGGAAGUACUAUGCCCGGUGGACGGGGACGAUGACGGCCGCGGUGGAGGGCGAGCUGUACGAGGGGGUGGGCAUAUUCGAGCAGUUUGUUAUGCAGUAA